AUGGGAUUUUUGAGUGGUGUGCUAAGUGCGGUGAAGGAUGAAAAUGAAGUGACAACUUAUGAUAAUGGCGCAAAAAACAUUAAAAAAAUAAUAGACACUCUAGAAAAAAAUUUAGGUAACGGUCCGCAAAAAUUUACUGACGCUCUUAGUGCGGUAAGUGACUGGUUGAAUGAUUACUUUACGCAGGUUGAAAAAUAUACUGUCAACGUUACUAGUGAACUACAAGUGUUAAAGGACGAUAAAGUGUCUGCACAUAUAAGAUCUGUAGCAGGUCAAGGAACUCAGAACCUUGAAACGCAGUUGAAGGCGUGGACAACCAGGUUACCUAUAAUUUUUGGUGAGGUCGACAAUAUUGAAACUCAACACGUGAUGAAGCUGGACAAUAGAUUGAAAACUGAAAUUAUGCAUGAAACUAGGCAUAUCAAGGAAGCCGUUAAGAUGCUUGGGGACUCCGCUGCGGAAAAGGAAUUUGGGAGUCAGGCCAAAUUGGUUGAUGAGACGUUAAUACAAGAGAGAAAAAAAUUAGACUCCGCGAUUGAAAAUGAACAUAAGAGAGUUCGUGAAAUUUUGCAAAAAGAAUUCGAUAAGCUGUGGAUGGAAGUGAAGAAUCUGAACAGAGCUAGAUCAACGCAUUUUCAAAACAUCAUUGAACGCUUGAAUGAAGCCGAAGCAUUUAUAAAUAAUGAUUUCGACUGGCAAUAUAGAAACCAAAUCGAAACCCUUUUUAAACAUUUGAAAGAUGAGAUGGUGUCAAUUGAUCGGACGAAUGAACCUGCAGGUGCCAAAGACAAGAAGUCCAACCUCAACGUGAAAUUCAGUGAGUUGAUAGACACCGUUAAGAUGGUAGGUGAUAAGAUUGGUACCGAAAAUACUGCGCUAGACAAAUGGAAACAUGCUGCAAUGGAUGCCAUUCUAAAAGCAGAUGUAAAGUGUGAGGAGAUUGUUAAGAAGUUGAAAGGGGAGGGGGACACCGGUAAAGAGGGAGAGAAGAGGGGAGUCACUGAUGCAGCACAAGAAUUACAAACAAAAGCCGAUGAUCUACGAACAAAAGCGUACACUGCUAAACAAAAGGUUACUGCAAAAGUUAAAGAAGCGUUGAAGGCGGUUGGAACAAUGAAUGAAGACCUGAAGAAGGAUUUGUUUAAAGUGAAGGAGGCGUUGAAAGAUGCCAUUAUACAGUUGGCAGAAACGUUGGAAACGAAUUUGAAGCAGGAUUUAAUUCAGUUGGAGCAGGGAGUUAAGGGUGUGUUCAAAACACUCAAAGACAGUACAUCCGGAUUUUACACAAAAUUUCAACAAAAUAAAGACGCGCUGAAACGUGCUAUUCAGAAUGUAUCGGACGACCUUGGGAAGAUGACUGAUUUAAAUCGGAUCGCUACGAUUGAAGGUCUUCAGUCUAAAACAACAUUACUCCAGGCUCUUCAGAAAGGCAAUGCAUUCAAUGAACUCAUGUCGUAUUUUGAGAAACUUAACAGUGAAGUUAUGACGCCUUUGAAGAAGGCAAUGACGGCGAUAGGUGUUGGAUGGAAAACCUUUGUUUACGGUACGACACUUCACGAUGCACAAGGUGCGGUUAGAACCGCGGAUGCUGAACUUCAAGUGCUUAGAAGUAAUUUCAAAGGUGGAGAUUCAUUUGCAGGGAUUCAUAGUCUGAGGGACCAGUUGACGCAAUACGGCAUUACAAUAGACGGUGUGGAUGAUCUCAAGUCAAAGCUUUAUAGUGUUGCACCUACGGUUGUGGAAAAGUCCAAAUCGUUUCUGUCAAUUUCUAAGGAUGACGCUGAAAAAAUAAUACCGGAACUUGGAGCCAUAGGAGAAGCCGUCGCAGAUCAUUCCAAAACUUUAGUAACCGAGGUCAUGAAUAAGAUCAGACAGAAAGUACCCGAAGAAGUCAAAGCUGUGGCUGAAGUGUUGAAAGCUAGAGCAAUCAAGUGUACAAACCUAGUCACUCAGGCAUCCGUUGAUGUCAAAGAGUUUGGUUUAAAUGGCGUGGAGGGUACAGUAACUGGUCUCGAAACGUUAGUAAGUGAUUUCAAUAGUAAUAUCAAAACUGUCGUUGAUAAUUUGGAAGAUAAUGUUGGUGCGAAAUUCCCCAAAGCUCCGGACGGUCGAAUAAAUCUCGACGGUGAAAUCAAUUUCAUGAAGCAAUUCAAACAAACACGCCAUAAGGCCAAACUUGGGCAGCUAUCAAACAGAAGUGGAGAUCAUAAUGAUGUGCUCGAUCAGCAGUUGCCGAGUGCUAAUUCUUCAGUUGACUUAACUAAGCCAAACGGUCUAGAUAAAUAUACGCAGCACGUUAAACAAAACCCUGACAGCUUCGCCACCCAUUCCACUUCCAACAUGGAGAACAUCGAAAGCGAUAGCAAACUCCCAUACGCCAUCAAAGAAAUAUUUACAACUCUUCAUGACGCAAAUCAUUUAGGAAAGGUUGAUUAUGGUGGGGCUGGUACAGAUACACAUACUUUUGACAGUCAAACCUUCACAAAAUUACAUGAAAAAAUGACCGCCAAUCUCAACAAAUUUACCGAAGUAAUCGAGAAAUUGGUAAAUGGUGGCGGUGUUUCAAACUCCGAUCUUGAAGAUUAUUUAAAGAGGCUGAAAAAUAUGCUUGACAAGGACGCAGAAACAUAUUAUGGUGCGUCCAUCACAGGGUUAAAAAAGAUUAGGCUGGAGCUGGGCCAAUUGCAAUCCAGAAUUGUUCAGGCCACCUCCACCGAUGCCGCCAAACAGGAAAUCGAUAUCAUCAUUCAGAAACUCGAAGAACUUCCUAAGGCUGUUGAUGAGCAGAGGGCUGUGGCGUUGAAACAUGUAGGUGAGUUAAGACGCUCGUUGGAACAGCAAAUCACAUUCAUUCGCCAAGCCGUCGAGACAGCUGAUUACGAGUUGAAAGAAUCAAUUAAAACCGUUCGAGCUACAUUAAAAGAAGCACAUGAGAACAACAAACUAGCGGCUUCACAUCUCAGAACUACAUUGCUUGACACUACUAAAAGGGGAUUUGAGGAAAUUACUUUGCAGGUUCAAUCGUUCUUCGCUGAGCAGAAAAUGGCAGACUUAGCAGGUCUACAAAAAUUAAUUGACAGGCAAAUGAAAAACAUCAAACGCAUCAUCGGAAAACACCUGUCCACCGACCUAAAAGGCUUCCUGAAAACACUUCAAUGCGGAUCCAUUAAAGUUACUACAAAUAAAAAUAUCAAGCUACUCACUGACCUCGCAUCUGCAAUCUCUCGGUCACCCGCCCACAAUCCCUCCCAUCUCAAACAUCUCGCCGAGGCCUUCCACGACUUCUGCCAGCCCCUCCACACUUACCUCCUCGGAGAGAUCACACGAGCCAACCUAAACAAUUCCGGCACCACCCCCAAUUACUCCGCCCGUCUAAAAAGUAUUUUCACCGCCUUUUCCACCCUCCUCCCCCAUCUCAGAGAGGCAAACAAGUACGACCACCGGGUCCCCUCCAUGCUGUCCAACCUCCGCGACGCUCUCACAGUCCUCAAGCCUGACGGCUUUUCCACGCCGAACAGUUCCACACUGGACUGCAUCACGAGCGGGCUCACGAAAUUCGCGGAUGAGCUGGACAAGGCGUACAUAUCGGUGUAUGAUGGGCAGGGGUUUGAGGGUAAGGUUGUAGAGGAGACGGGUACCGUAGAGGUUUACACCACCGGAGUGUAUCCGGUAUAUCUAUCGACCGAGUACGGAAAGAAGUGCGCCAAGGUGUUUUGCACGGCGCUCGAAAUACUGUUCCACGAUCUAUCUGAGUUGAGGGAGGAAUGCAAACGCGAUUGGAAGGAUCUGAACAUUUGUAUGCACCCCGGUGAGGACAUUGAAAAUGGCCUAGCCUCAUACCUGAAAAACUGUGGUUACGGAGUGCCAAGCAAGCAAGGCGUGCAGGACGGGGAGUUGAGGUACGGAGAAAGUUGGACUGGUGAGAGUAUACGUGCAACUCUGCUCAUCAAGCAACAUGACGCUACUCUAACGCGUACAGCAUUUAGACUUGUCUACGACACUGACGACAAGGAUGACGAGCAAAGCGCACCAACGCAUAGUGUCCUUAAGCAGCUCAUCGACUAUCUUAUACGCUUCUACCAAGUUUGUCACCACGACACCGCUACGUCAACCAAAUAUCCUUCCAAUGUCUACCAAAUGUUAACGUGGCUUAGUGGCCUACCUCACAGUACCGUAUAUGACAAAUUGUACCUUAAUGGAUUCGCUGAACUGUUCGAGAAAAAGGAUAACCAAGGGGAGAACAGUGACGGAGGCAUCACGUUCGAAAUCGGAGGUGACGGAAGCGACGGAUCUUCUAUCGCUGUUAGCACCAAAGAGGACAAUAAGUUGGAAGCAUAUCCUGUAUCCAUUACACCCGCAGGUCUUUCAGACAUCCUCACAGCAGUAUGCUCCGGCGCCCACGACGUACUUACCAGCGUACUUGGACACGGUCACGCGGGUGGUCGUUAUGCCUGUGACUUUAACACUAACCCCGAUAAAUUCUCGUACCCCGCCGACAUGGUAACGUUAGCAUGUUGGCUGUAUGAUAUCCUCAGACGCGUACACCAUCAGCUCUAUUUCUUGUACCAGCAGUGUUAUCACAACACUGAACGCAACGGGUGGGCUGAGUGCUAUUAUGGCCGGUACGUCGCUGGAUCAUCGUGGCAGUGCAACAGGAUGCAGUGCCCUGACCAAACAUGUGAGCAAAAGUGUAAGCAAACAUGUAACCAAAUACACAACCAAAAGGGUGACCAACACCCUAACUGCGGACUAAAGUCGCCGCUUCAAUCUUUCUUAGAAGAUGGUUUACAAGGGUUCUUACCGCAUAACGUCAAGUUUGAAAGGGGGAAAAUGGAAUGUUCAGUUAAAGGUCAUUUCAAUUUGCCGUGUAAAACGCCCAUGGGUUUCGGAAAUAUAAGCGACCUGGCGUCACAUACGCAGCGAGGCAGGCAUAUCUACGAAGCGCUUAAGAGACUCUGCGGAGAUGAAAGGUCUCCUCUCCCCAAGCUCUGCGGCCAACUGAGCUGUCUUUUGCCAAGCGCUCCCAAGACGCUUGACGACAUGUUCGGUUUCUAUUACCGAUUGCUCAGAGGGUGGAAUAGUAAUUACCCUAGGCGCCAGGAGCACAGAGAGACAGCUUUAGAAGGUGCUGUCAAAGAUGCCAAUUUCGGGAAUGAAGAAACCAAGCUGGACGUCACUACAAUAUUUAAAAAGAACGAUCAUGGCUCGAAGGAAAAUAUGACGCAUCUCACCGGAGAUCUCUAUGCUCUUGUCGACUGUAACGGCAUGACAUCAUCUGCUCCAUCCCAUCCAUGUGGCCGCUAUAUGCGACCGAUUUGUCAUGACAUGUGCGGUACCUUUACAAAAGAGAACGCCGACAAAUAUUUGUCGUGGAUUGUUUACUGCACCGAGACGUUCCUUCAGUUGUUGAAACAGCUGUACGAAGAAUGUGCCAAAAAUUGUGACGGGGAGAGACCUAAGUGCCGUGUCAGUAAAUGUAGGAAUGGGUGCAAAGCCUACAACCUCCCCGCAGCUGACGGCUCCACUCACAUAGAAUCCUGCAAUUCAAUUGUAAAUUGCAAGUUCAUGCGUCCCACAUUCUACAAAUAUGGCUUGGUACUUGGAGAUUGCAGAAGUCUAUCUGCCAAGACGACAAAGCGCACGUGCAAAGAUUUGUGUAUUGUAUUGAAGAGCGUGACUAACGAAAUAGAAGUGGAUGGACAUCCGCUUGCCAAAUUGGUCCAUGUUACUAUUCCCCAAUUCAUCUUCACCAUACGCGCCCCCUUCAUCUGGCUCAACGUCGCGCUCUGGCUCCUCUCUCUCCUCUACCUCACCCACAUCAUGGUCAUCCGCCUCGACCUCCUCCACAUCAAGUCACACUUACACUCACCCUCAUCACAUCGCAUAGCUGCUCAAUCACUACUCGCCGCUGCACGUGUUAACAAGCUUAACAGAGUGUUUUACCUGCAACCAUAA
Molecule: messenger RNA, 5955 nt
Organism: Babesia bigemina
Lineage: Eukaryota; Apicomplexa; Aconoidasida; Piroplasmida; Babesiidae
Exons: 1
Coding region: 1-5955 (1984 amino acids)
Source: RefSeq, a predicted model, not a curated record